CCAUGGACACGAGCCACAUGCAGCCCACCAAGCUGACCCGAGUGACCAAAGUGCUCGGUUGGACCAGCUCCCAAGGCCACAGCAUGCAGGUUCAGGUGGAAUUCAUGGAUGACACCAGCCGCUCCAUCAUUCGCAAUGUGGAAGACCCAGUCCGGGAGGGAGAAGCGCUGAUGCUGCUGGAAUCUGAGCGAGAGGCUCGCCGCUUAUGCUGAUCCAUCCCUGC
Molecule: messenger RNA, 223 nt
Organism: Heteronotia binoei (common prickly gecko)
Lineage: Eukaryota; Metazoa; Chordata; Lepidosauria; Squamata; Gekkonidae
Product: small ribosomal subunit protein eS28-like
Exons: 1
Coding region: 3-212 (69 amino acids)
Biological process (GO): ribosomal small subunit assembly; translation; maturation of SSU-rRNA
Cellular component (GO): cytosolic small ribosomal subunit; ribosome
Molecular function (GO): structural constituent of ribosome
Source: RefSeq, a predicted model, not a curated record